GUUAUGUGUCAAAGUUGUAUGUUGAUGAAAUGAAUUUCUUUACAUAAAGGAUUAUCAGUUCUACACCAGUAUCAAAUUUAAAACUAUAACCAUGCCUGAAGAUAUAGCAGUUGGUCCAGACUUAGAAAGAGUUCUCGAACACCUAGACGAUUUUGCUCUAAAUGAAGAAAAUUACCAAACUAUACAAGAUGCCUUAGAAAAAAGCAAUAAAACCAUAAACGUGACAGUGUUGGAGCGAUUGUUAGCAAUAUGCGUACGUGACCUUAAAGAAGAUAUGAAAAAUCCAUUUCAAGCUCUGAAUGUUUUGAGUGCUUUGUUAAAUAAAGUCAAGACGGGAAGCAUUCAUGAAAUACCAAAUCUUGUGCCAUCGGCUAAUGCAAUUUUACAUAUAAUAAAAACAACGGCUCUGUUUAAUAAAGUGGAGGACUUGAAGGUGUUAUGUUUUGAAAUUAUUCUCUCCUACCCUGACAAUGUACUGAUUACUUUAGCUGUGGAUCAUUAUAUUGAGAUUAUCGAGAUGCUCAAUUUAUACUGCCAUCAAAGGAUACCUAUGCCAAUAAGAUUGCAGGCUAUAAAUGUAAUUAACAAGUUAUUAAAAAUAUUACCACAUGAGAAAAAGACAACAUUUGUGACAGAGGGUAUUGAGAUUUGGUUCUCUAAAGUUGUGCCAACAGUAAUGGCUUUUGCCUCAAGUACAACUGCCAUAAAAAAUACAAUGCCAAUUGAUACACUGGAGAUGCUCACCGAUGAACUUAUCGCAGUUGAUUAUUCUAAUAAUCCCACCUGGCUUGUAGUUUUAGAAUGUAUUUAUACACCACAAAAGUACCCAAAAAAUUUGCAAAAUCUAUUGGAAGCUGGCAAUGAAGUGUGGUACAGACUAUGGAUUAUUUUUACGAAAUUACUUAAAAGCCAAAUUACAAAGAACAUGAGCUCUUUUGGUAGCCCUAUUAACUCUAUGCUGCCGGUAGUAGAAGCUGCAUUUAAAAUGAAUGUCAAGAACAGAUGCAGAGCUUUCCAAUGCUGGAAUGCUUUGAUUGACAAUUUUGCGGUGGAAGCCAAUGAGCCAUAUGUAAACAAAAGACUGAAGUUACUUAUAAUACCACUGGCAUCAAACAAUGCCAAAGUCGAAGAGACUGCACUGGCUAAACUGAAUACAUGGUUGCAUCUAAUAAGAUGUUUUGAAAACAAAAUUAUAAAUUUAUCCCAUAUAGCUUUACUGCCAUUUUUGUACUUCUGUUUUGGUAAACCCAGUGUAGGUGACAAGUCUGUGUCAGCACCAGGGUUACUUACGAUUAACACAAAACGACAAGUACUUCAAGCUUUUUCUAAUAUCAUAGGACAUAAUAACUGUGAUUGUAUAGUAAAUAUGCCUAAGUUCAACAAAAAAAUACUCACUAAUGAUUUAUUAGUUGACCAUUGGAAAGUUUGGACAAAUUCAUUGACAAUGACUAUUAGAAUAUGUGUGAAUGAUAACAGUGAUUCUGUGACACAACAUUUCAAAUGUAUUUGGAAAUCAUUUAUUACGGCUAUUUCCGAACUGCCUGAUUGUACUACAAGAUACAAUUUAUUCUUUGAGCUUUUGAAAAUGUUACAAGUGUUGUUACAGUGCCACCGUUGUGAUAGAUUGUCAGAUUUGGUAUUCCACAUAGUGACAAACUCAAUACUUGGUCACAAUGAUGUAGUGCAACCAGUGUUCCAACUUGGAAAUGAAGAGAAUAAUGCCAUCCACAGUGUCAUAUCUAUAUUGUUGAGCCCUUCUCUUGAUUAUGUGUUCUCGAGAUAUGACACAAAAGAAAUCGUCAUCACAUUAAAGCCAUUAGCAAAGUUUAUUGCUCAGGAAUAUUUAAAGCAAAUGACAGUACAAUGUUUGAAACCUCCACUUGACAAAAACAACAGCCUAUUACUAUGGACAUCGCUUGCUGAAGCCAUUUGUGAACUGAAAUGUGCAACAUCUGUUGAUAUUUUGCAUCAAAUGCUAUUACUUCCUUUAAAAUGUGAUGUAAUUAGUGUCUUUACAUCGGUUGAUAUUUCUGUACAAGUAUGGUUUAAAUUAUAUAAUUUUGCAAACAAUACAGUGGACGAAUGUUGUGUUGAUGAAGACAUUUGCGAAAUUAUCGAUAAUCGUGCUAUUACAGGAACUUCUAAUAAACAUUUUGUAUAUAAAGUUUCACUAACCAUUUUGAGUUAUAGGAUACAAAAGAAUAAGGAAAACGAUAAUUUAAUUUGUAAGUGCGCAGAAAUCUUACAGUACGCCACAGAUGAUAUAAUUUACUCUAUGGAUAACAUACAACUUCUACUGAAAACAAUUAUUUCAAUGGUCAACAAGCUCACCGAAGAAAAUGAUAAACAAUUAGCUAAAAUAACAGUAUUGAUUGUUAAUAAUAUUCUAAAGAUGGUAAUCAAAUAUUUCAAAGAAAUUGAAAAGGAUCUUGAUCACACCAAUUUUAUUUUAAAUCUUCUUGAGCCAUUGGAAUUAUUGUUUGAACAAGAAGAUUAUAGUACAUAUAAAUUAAUAAUAGUUGACGAGUUGAAAAAAUGCAGCAAAUGCUUUAGUGAAAAAGAAAAAAGGAUUCAUAGUAUUAUAAAUAAAAUUGUUGCACAAAAUAAUGGAACAGAAAUUGUAACUUCCAAGGAAACAGAAGUAAAAGAGAAAAGUUCAGAUAAACCUAAUAAUUUCACUGAACCAGAAAUUAAAACUAUAGUUAAAAAGGGAAAGAAAAAGGAUUCAAAUAUUAUGAAUACAGUUGUAGAAAACGGAGAGGAGUACGUUGUUGUAAAUUCUAAUUGGAAAUUUAACCCAAAGAAAUUGACUGAUAAUCAAAAAGAAAAAUUAAAACGCACAAGAGAAGAUAUACCUGCUUUAUAUCAAGAUUUAUCUCAGUCUCAAGAUGAAUUCAAAACAGUUUAUAGAACUAAUUCAGAUUCAACAUCGGCUAGCAAAUCUAACACAUUGGAAAACAAUACUGAAUCCUCGAUGCUAAAGAACAUGCCAUGUUCUAAUGUUGUACCAAAUAUCAUUGAAAAUAUUUUGACUGAAAGUUUGAAGAAAGAUAAAAAAGAAAGUACAAUCUCCGACUCCUCUGAUUCAAAUAAUAAACAGGAACAACAUAUUAAAAAUGCAAAAACACCUCGAAUGGCAAUAAAAGACAGAGUUUUUAGAAAUGUUAAAAAUCUAAUUGAAAAAUCUGGUUUACAAAAAGACGAUUUGAAUUCAACGGUCCAUGAGAAUCUUCUAUUAACACCUACAAGGAAAAAGUCUAUUGAUAAUAAUCUUGUUAAUUCUGCGCCUCCAAAAAUAAAUGCAGAUAGACCUACACGAAUGAAAAGAAAGCCUAAGAAAUUGGAAGAUCACAAGCUAUCACCACUUAAAAAGCGAAGAAGUUCUCUCAAUCAAAAUAACUCCCAAAGUAUAGUUCCUGAGCAGACAGAACAACAAAAUAAAAAAUCCUUUGAAAAUGAAGCAAAAUCAUUUGAUGGUAUUUCAAAACUUAAAGAUAUAACUAAGGACAAUGGGACACAAAAUGAAGACGAUAUUGUCAAAAAAUCUGAACAAAACGUAUCAAAAGAGGCAACAAAUAUCGAAGCAGUUCAAGUAGAUGUUAAAUCAACAGAUAUUAAUCAUACAACUGUAAAUAUACCAAAAACGAUUGAUUUAGAAGCUGACACAACUAAACUUUCAAGAAGUGAAUCUCCUUCAACUAUUGAAAUUGCAACGGCGAAUACAGAUCCUUGUGAUGUAAAUAUUGACAAAGACAAUGUCACCCCAGAUACAUCGAGUAAGGACGGCACUCCAAAAUCUACUAAAAAAGUUGGAAGGAGAGCAUCUCGUAUUGAAAAAGUAUUAGCUAUCGAUAUGGUUGAAGGACAUCCAUUUUUAAGUAAACAAUCUCCAUCUAGACUAACUAGAAAAACUAUUGAAACCAAUGCAUCUAUUAUAACGAGAAAAAGCACUGAAAAAUUAAAUAAACCAAAAUCUGGUAAAAUCUCAAGCAAAAAUAAUACAAAAUCUAAAGAUAAAAUCAAGUCACAAUCAAGCACUGAAAGGCAAAGUGAUUCAAUAGAAGAUUUAAGUACAUCUCAAUCUCAAGAUAUUAUAGAGAGUUCACAAGAUUCUUCAAUAUCAACAAUAUCUAUUAAAUCAGCGAAAAAUCUAAAUAAAAUACCUAUCGUAGCUCUAGAAAAUAUUAAAGAAAUACCUAAAUUAGGUAAAGCUCUUGAACCAAAACAAGACGUUGUUCAAUCUGUGUUCUUUAAUGCUCAAAAUAAUAUUGAAGCUGUACAAAAUACAGUUACAGCUGAAAACAAUGAAGAUAUAGAAUUAUCUCGAAAUAAGACUGUACUUCAAGAUAAAACGAAUGACGUGACAGCAGAAAUGGAUACAGAAUUGGCUGAAUAUAUUUCUAGUUCUGAUGAAGUUACAGAAAUAAAAGAUGAUAAUCCUAUUUUGAUUAUUAACUCAGAGGAAACAUAUGAAAAUGAUAGCCAGGAAACAGCAAAUGCUGAUACACAGCCUCAGGAUCCCGAUCUUUUACUUCAUGAUAUAAAUUUAUCUAAUAUACCAUUGCAAUCUACAGUAUCAGAUGAAAGCAAUAACCAAAAUGAGACAAACACACAAAACGCUGAUACAAAUCCUUUAGAAAACAAAGAUGAUGAUACUUAUUGUUCUCCAUUUAAAGAUGACGUACAAAGAAAACAAGACUUUAUGAAUAGUACUUUAGAGAUAUCACCAAUAAAAAUAUUAAGUCCCAUACGGGAAGAACAAAAAUCGUUAACACCAGAAACUAGUAACGAUUUUGUAGUUAUAAAAUUAUCAUCACCCGUCCAAAGUAACGGGGAACCUUAUAAUAAUUCUAAUUCCCCUGAAAUAUUCACAAAUGACAAAAUAUCUCCGGACAAGAGAGAUCAAUCGCCUCCUAGAAAUGGGCCCAUUUUGAAUAAUUCAAGUCCCAGUUCUUCAUUGUCUUUGAAGAAGAAUCGUCCACAAGUGAGAUCUGGUAGAGCUGCGCAAAUGCUGGAGUUAUGUGUACCUGAAGGGAUGACUAAUUUUGGAGAUAAAUUUGCUGAGCCCGAAGAAAAUAAAAGGUCUCCUGCUACAAAUAUGUCUGCUAGGCGAAAUUUACGUACUAUGUAUAAUUCAGCAAGUGAAAGUAGUGAACCAAGUGAUGACACAGAGGAUAGCAGUUUUCUUAAACUGAAAAGACCUGUGCCGACUGCUGAAAGCAGUCCUUCCGGACCUAUUUUAAAACGGAAAUUACAUGACAUUAUUGAUGACACCACUGUCUCUCCGGCAUCUAAAAGGAAAAGGGUGAGCUUCCACGAUCCUCCAGUUUCGACAACAAUUUGCGUGAAGAAAUACAUUGAACCAUUAGGUAUUCGUUCGCCACAGAAUUCUAUGAUGAAACGUUUAGAAAGACAAGCUCGUGUUCCCACUAAUCCGAAAUCUCCAAAGAGACUGGACACUGUAUUCAAUAAUGUAUUAAGAUUAGAAAAUGCUUUGACAAAAACUGUCGAAAGUUUUGCAGAAAAUGAUAGGACGAGUUCAAAUGACAGUGAAAUGAAUUCACUGGAAGAGACAGUCGUAGAAUUGGCAAAUACUCAUUGGAAUGAUACCGAACCAAUUUGUCCCUUGCUUAUUAAUUGUAAGGACUCGAUAAACAAUAUCAUUGAUGAACUAUCAUCUGUUAAAUUAUCACUAAUAAAAGAUUUUGAAGGUAAAGUGACUACAAUCAGUGAUUUUGCAAAAUUAACAGAAUUAGAAAUUAAUAAAUUUAGCAUUAAAUCACCUAAAAUACAAGUAACGAGAAGAGUUUUAACUGAAUAUUAUAAUAAAAUAAUUAAUGAAUUACCAAAAACUGAUGAAUAUAAAGUAGAAGAAAAUAUUAUAAUAUUGGAUGAUGAAAAAGAUGAAUUAAAUAAUAAGAUAGAUAUAGAAGUUCAAACGGAAUUGAACUCAACGUUAGCUGCAACUCAGACAGAUGCUGCGGGGACAUUCACCACUGAGACACAAACUGUACAAUCAGGAGAAAUGACUACAUCGUGUUUGAUUGCAUCUUUAUCUAAAAAACCGGACUUUAUCAAUCAAUUAUGUGAACAUUUAGACGAACCUACAAAACAGGAGAUUGUAAAGAAAUUACCUAUUAAUUGUAUAACAGAUACAUUAAUCAAAAAAGAUAUUACUAAUUUCGACAUAAUAAAUAAAUUAUUGGAUCAACACAAGAGUUUAUCUCCAAAUGGGACAUUAUCGGAGAUACAAAAUUAUCUAUGUACUAGCUUUAGUACUAAAGAAUUAAUUAAAUUAUGUAGCGAUAUAUUAAGAAAUGUAUCUGAUGAAACAAAUUAAAAAAAAACAAGUUUGAUUAAAAUUAUAAAUAAUUUGAUCCUUGAAGUGGCUAAGUAAUGUAAGGGACGGGGACAGCAACAAAUAUUCCAACGGUCAAGUUGAAGGUUUUCAAGAAUGAAGAGGAACUGGAACAUGAUUUUUUAUUAGUAAUCUUUUUAAUUACGUUUUCUCGUAAAAUUAUUGUAUUUUUGACAAAACAUGUUUCCAUGUUAUAAAGACUUUUUAAUUUAGAAUUAUGGAUAUUUAGAAAUCAUAGGACAGUAUUAUAACUUUUUUAUUAUUAUUAUAAUUGAAAUAUAAUUAGAAUUCAAGUAGUUGGCAACAUUUAUUG
This is a messenger RNA of Papilio xuthus (Asian swallowtail), 6671 nucleotides long. Its product is annotated as Rap1 interacting factor 1. Lineage: Eukaryota; Metazoa; Arthropoda; Insecta; Lepidoptera; Papilionidae. Gene Ontology annotation, biological process: telomere maintenance. The record is from RefSeq and is a predicted model, not a curated record. Bases 92 to 6340 code for a protein of 2082 amino acids. Gene Ontology annotation, cellular component: chromosome, telomeric repeat region; nucleus. The transcript has 12 exons.